AUGUCAUUUGAUAUAAUGAAAUCACGUCGAAAAUUACCCGCUCCAAUGCAUGAUCGAUCAUCUUACUCCAUAUUUUCUGUGAUUAGACAAGCAAUAGGAAAAGAUCUGACUCGAUUUUCUAUACCUGUUAUUUGGAGUGAACCUCUUAGUUUUCUUCAACGUUUGGCAGAAUGUUUAGAAUAUUCUUCAUUACUUGAUAGAGCUUCAUUGGCGAAUACAUCAAUCGAACGACUCCAUUUAAUAACAGCAUUUGUUGUAUCAACUCUUUCAAGUCAUUUAGAACGAUUGUCAAAACCAUUUAAUCCCCUACUUGGUGAAACAUAUGAAUUAAAAAGUGAAGGUACUACACCAUUUCAUUUUAUUGCUGAACAAGUUAGUCAUCAUCCACCUAUAUCUGCAUUGUAUGUUCGUGGACAAAAUUGGACUUUAACUGCAAAUGUUGAACCGAAAGUAAAAUUCCAAGGAACAAAUGUAGUAGCUAUAGCGCAAGGGCGAUCUAUACUACGAAUUUACAAAAAAUCUACAUUGUCGCAAUCAAGUUCUCAGUUAUGUACCGACGAGAAUGGUGAAGUAGAAGAAUAUACAUGGACAACACCAUCUGUUGUUAUUCACAAUAUUUUAUUUGGUCGUCUUUGGUGUGAAUUUCAAGGAGAAAUUGAUUUAAAACAUGUACAAUCCAAUCAACAUGCUGUUCUUACUAUUAAAUCACACUCGUGGUUUGCUUCGCAAUCAACAAAAACAACUGAUAUGUUCAAAUAUAAUGGAUAUAUCUAUGAUGGAAAUGAUAAGAUCAGUGCAUUUCAUGGUAAUUAUGGUCAUUGUUAUUAUGCUAUCGAUGAUUUAAAAGAUGUAGAAAUAAAAACUUCAUCUUGUUGUUCUGCUCAUGGUAAUAAUUGUCUUCAUCUUAGUUCAGAUCCAAUAUUAUCACCAUCAUGUAAUCUUAUACUUACUCCAUCAUCUCGUCUCAUUUGGCACCGAUCUUUUCCAUCGAUGACAGAUAAAGAACUAGCAUUAAGGCAUCAAUAUUACUUUUUUACACCAUUUACAAUGUGUCUCAAUGAACACAUCUUGUUAUCUCAUUUACCACCAACUGAUUGUCGAUUUCGUAAAGAUAUUCGAUAUCUUGAACAAGGUGAUUUAGAAACUGCUUCAAUUGAAAAACAUCGCCUCGAAGAACAACAACGAGCUGAUGCAAAAAAACGUGAAAACGGAUAUGAACCAUUAUGGUUUAAGAAAGAUGACCAAGGUGAAUACAUAUAUACCGGUGAAUAUCAACGAAGAAACUUUGAUCAUUGCCCAAAUCUUUUCUCUUAA
Adineta steineri is the source of this 1314-nucleotide messenger RNA. Lineage: Eukaryota; Metazoa; Rotifera; Eurotatoria; Adinetida; Adinetidae. The record is from the annotation of a GenBank genome assembly.